AUGCUCCGGGAGAUUCAGGAUUCUUUGACCCUCCUACACACCAAGAUCAAUGCAAUUGAAGCUACUGUUCAUGUUCUCGACUCUCAGCAGCAGGAUCAACUACUUGCACUCAAGAAUGCUGAUACUGGGAUCAGGAACAAGUUAUCUUCAUUCUCAAAUCCUAAUUUAACUAGAAGAGAAAGUUCUAAUAAUCUUGAUGUAACUCAAAAAUAUAGACAUUUGUGGGUUCAAUGCGAAUUUUGUUAUGCAUUAAAUUAUAAGAAAUUGCUUAAGUCAAAAAUGGGUAUUUGUGAACAAUGUGGAUAUCAUUUGAAAAUGAGUAGUUCAGACAGAAUCGAACUUCUGAUUGAUCCGGGUACUUGGAAUCCUAUGGAUGAAGAUAUGGUCUCUAUGGAUCCUAUUGAAUUUCAUUCAGAGGACGAAGCUUAUAAAGAUCGUAUUGAUUCUUAUCAAAUAAAUACGGGUUUAACUGAAGCUGUUCAAACAGGUAUAGGUCAACUAAACGGUAUUCCUGUAGCAAUUGGGGUUAUGGAUUUUCAGUUUAUGGGAGGUAGUAUGGGAUCUGUAGUAGGGGAAAAAAUCACCCGGGUGAUUGAGUAUGCUGCCAAUAAAUUACUACCUCUUAUUAUAGUAUGCGCUUCUGGAGGGGCCCGCAUGCAAGAAGGAAGCUUGAGCUUAAUGCAAAUGGCUAAAAUCUCGUCUGUUUUAUAUGAUUAUCAAUCAAAUAAAAAGUUAUUCUAUGUAUCAAUCCUUACAUCUCCUACUACUGGUGGAGUGACAGCCAGCUUCGGUAUGUUGGGGGAUAUCAUUAUUGCCGAACCUAACGCCUACAUUGCAUUCGCGGGUAAAAGAGUGAUUGAGCAAACAUUGAAUAAGACAGUACCUGAAGGUUCACAAGCAGCCGAAUUUUUAUUCCAUAAGGGUUUAUUCGAUCCAAUUGUACCCCGUAAUCUUUUAAAAGGCGUUCUAAGUGAGUUAUUUCAACUGCAUGCUUUUUUUCCUUUGAAUCAAAAUAAAGUCGAGGAUUAAGGUCCAUUUUUUUUAUUUGUUUCAAAAAAUUGUUUGUUUUUUUGUUUAUUGGAAUCAAAGUAAAAACCAGAGAAUGGGGGUUUUUGGUUGGCAACAUCCUAAAUUUUGGAAUAAGAAAAAGAAUUUUAAAAUGUGAAUAAUUAGGAAAACUCAAUCAACAAGAUAAAAGAACGACUUCUUCCUUUUUAUUCUGUGAAAUUAGUCAAAUAAAAAAAAUGCAUGUUCCCUUCUUACACGUACAUAUGUAUAGACUUCGAAUUAAAAAAUAGCUUUUUGCAUCUUUCGAUAUUUUCUGGGAAUCUUUAUUAAAAAUACCUUUUGGAUCAGACUAUAACGAAUCCUUUGGAAAUUGAGUUUAUAAGAAAUCUUCUAUUUUCUUGAAUUAGUAGAAGCAAAAGAAAGAAAAAAAGAUGAAAAAUAAGAAAAUAAAGUCGAUUAUCAUAUAUUAUAUGUAGAAAGCUAAUUUAUUUUUUAGUCUACAUUCUUUGUACUUAUUAUAUACUAUACUCCUUCUAUAGAAUUAGAAUUCUAAUUAAUUAAUUAAUAUAAUAACAUAAUAACAACAAAAAAAUAUAACAAACAGGUACAAUUACAAUAUAGUAAAUCGAGGUACCCAUUCUAUGACAACUAUGAACUUUCCAUCUAUUUUGGUGCCUUUAGUAGGCCUAGUAUUUCCGGCAAUUGCAAUAG
Molecule: messenger RNA, 1719 nt
Organism: Beta vulgaris subsp. vulgaris (sugar beet)
Lineage: Eukaryota; Viridiplantae; Streptophyta; Magnoliopsida; Caryophyllales; Amaranthaceae
Product: acetyl-coenzyme A carboxylase carboxyl transferase subunit beta, chloroplastic
Exons: 3
Coding region: 1-1029 (342 amino acids)
Biological process (GO): fatty acid biosynthetic process
Cellular component (GO): acetyl-CoA carboxylase complex
Molecular function (GO): acetyl-CoA carboxylase activity
Source: RefSeq, a predicted model, not a curated record